UUUACCGGCAAUAGAUGGCUCUUCUGACCAAUGGCAUUUUUCACGUCGGUUUAGCCAUAUACUUUCCAGUCUUUGAGAAAAAGAGCUUUGCGAUGGUUCAGUGAAGAAAGUGAUCUUAUUUGUUCGAGAGUCACGGAUUACUAAGGAUGGCUAAGAUAGUGAUUACGCUGCUUUUGUUGUGCAUUGGUAAUCUCUGCAAUGGAGCCGUGAAGGUUACUUUACUCCAGAACCAGAAUUCAAAUAUGCAAGUAUUCCUUGUCGGUCAGAAUAACGACCGGACCGUUCAGCAAACCAGCAGCGGUAAUAUCGACAGGAACGACAACAGAGUAAUCAGCAACCAGCAACAGAGUAACAACAACGCUAAUGUACAACCAAUUCGACCAAACAUAAUACGGCCAAGUCAGAAUGUAAACCGAGGGCAACCGAUUACGGUGAAUUCAAGUGGCAACCAAGGAGACCAACAGAGGCAACAGCAAUCACCAGGAACAUCGGUUGACUACAUCAAUGGCGUUAUUGAUUUAGACAACGUGGCAUACAUCUGGACGAGCGGAACGAAGGUGGGCGACGACUGGCGGUGGAACGGGCCAGGAGCGGGGGCCUUCCGGGGACUCAACUGGAGCCGCACAGGAGGCUUUGUUGGAGUUAUCAAAAUUGACUCUUUCUUGCGGUGAUAAUUGCUUUUGCAAGGAUUACAAAUAUUGGCAGUUUUCAUGUGUCAGUUAGCCGUGUAAGAUUUAUCGAAAGUGGUCAUUCCUACCUGAAGUCCAUCGCCUAUGGUUUGGAAAUUGCGAAAUUGGCUAUCGAUGCAGUGAUUAACUUGCAUCUGGUAGUCGGUUUUCAGAAAUGUAUUAUAUUUAUGAAUUGUGACCAUACUGAAUGAUUGCUUUAGAUGAAAAAGAUAUUUAAACAAGUCA
Molecule: messenger RNA, 914 nt
Organism: Penaeus monodon (black tiger shrimp)
Lineage: Eukaryota; Metazoa; Arthropoda; Malacostraca; Decapoda; Penaeidae
Source: RefSeq, a predicted model, not a curated record